AUAAAAAUGUAAACAUAACCUAAAAACUUUCUUCCGUCUGCGUGUUCCGUCCUCCGUGUUUUUUCUUAUCUUCUCAAUAUUUUGUUUGAUAGUUUUCAUUAAGUUUGGUUUAUUAAUGAUAAUUCCAUCUUUAUUUUUCAACAAGUGGAUGAAUGUAAAUUGAAGGCAUUAUUCAAUUGACCUGACUGAAGAUUCUAAAUAUACUAGAUUCUGGAAAUAGCAUGCCAUACCAAACCUGCAACAUUCAGCAAUUUUCAAUCAAUGGUAGAAUUCAAAUAGAGUUGGUUGUUUAUAAUCUGCUCUAAUGCUAUUAGUAAGAAUUGCCUGGAUUGCAAUCUGUGUUAUAAUUGUUGUGGUGAUCUUUGAAAUAAUUUUUGAGGUUUAUUUGGAGAAAAACUAUGAUCAUAACCAAAUGUUUGAAGAGUAUAGCUAUACUACCAAAGAUUACAAUACAUUACUUAGGGAAAUAGAAGAUCCGAUUUUAUUAUGGUGGUCUGAAUUGGUACCUGAAAGAGGAAAGCCCACAAAAUGUGGAGAUGUGUCAUGUUUUUUCACGCACAACAGGAAGUUCAAAGAUCAUCCUCUCCAAAAGGCAAUCAUAUUCUAUGGCAGCGAUAUGCAUGUAUUAGACUUGCCCUUGCCACGGAACAGGGGCCACAUAAUAUGGGCUCUCUUUCACGAAGAGUCGCCUAGAAAUUUCCUGCCAAUAGUCUACGAGAAAACAUUGUCCAUGUUCGAUUUGACUGCAACGUUUAGUCGCCACAGUCAUAUGCCGUUGACACUGCAAUACCUCGAAAAUGCUGAAAAGCUUCAAACUAUGGAAUACUUCAUUCCUUUCGAGGAGAAAGACAUGCUCAGCGCGCAAGUAAUAGCUCCAGUGCUCUACAUCCAAUCAAGCUGCGAAGUACCGUCCGACAGAGACAGCUAUAUCAAGGAGCUCAUGAAAUACAUCAAGGUUGAUUCUUAUGGUGAAUGUCUCAACAACAAGAAGUUACCUUAUGACAUUCAAGAUCCAGCCACAAAUCUUAUGAGUAACAAGUUCCUUCAUUUCAUAGCACGCUAUAAAUUUAUAAUUGCCUUUGAAAACGCGAUUUGUGAUGAUUAUAUAACAGAAAAACUUUGGAGAAGUUUAAUUGUGGGUUCCAUUCCAAUAUAUUAUGGCGCGCCAACAAUACUGGACUGGUUACCAAAUAAGAAGUCAGCGAUUUUGGUGAAGGAUUUUGCCAAUCCUCAGUCACUAGCUGAUCAUCUCUACAAAAUAAUGGGAGACCGCAUAGCCUACAACUCAUACUUGGAUCACAAGUUAGCAAACAACCAUACUAAAAUUAAAAUCAGCAAUACGCAUUUGUUGGACGCACUUCAUCAACGAGCUUGGAAAGUCAGCGAUGACUCAGAAGGCGAUUUUCACAUUCAGCACUUUGAGUGUCUAGUGUGUCACGCUGUACACUCUAUGCUGGUUUCCCGGGAAAGCGGGUUUCCGCGGAAAAACGUUUCUCAGCAGCAUUUCCGGUGUGAAAAUCCUGUCUCCUCGGUGGACCGGAAACGAAAGUCGGAAAGUGAUUGGACGACUGAAUGGAGAGUGGCGAAAUGCGAGAGUCUAGUUCUAAGUGCCUUGGUCGAAUCAAAAACUCUAAACUAUUCGAAAAGUGAUUUUGAUAAACUGUUGGAAACCUAUUUUCAUAAUAAGCUUUGUUAACAAUUGAUAAUGGUCGAAGUGACAGGAGAUAUGAGCCUCAUUAUCACAUCUGAUGACUCGCACCCACCAUUCAUCAUCUCUCAACAUGCAAAUGGAGUGAACUAUUCAAAAAUUAGCAAGUCUGAUAAGUUGUUGAAUAUUAUAUUUGUAAUAAAAUUUGUUGACUGAAA
This is a messenger RNA of Nilaparvata lugens (brown planthopper), 1866 nucleotides long. RefSeq names its product alpha-(1,3)-fucosyltransferase 10 (gene FucTB). Lineage: Eukaryota; Metazoa; Arthropoda; Insecta; Hemiptera; Delphacidae. The transcript is spliced from 8 exons. Gene Ontology annotation, cellular component: membrane. The record is from RefSeq and is a predicted model, not a curated record. Gene Ontology annotation, molecular function: alpha-(1->3)-fucosyltransferase activity. Bases 305 to 1696 code for a protein of 463 amino acids.